Messenger RNA from Hydra vulgaris (swiftwater hydra), 1792 nucleotides. Its product is annotated as potassium voltage-gated channel subfamily KQT member 1. Lineage: Eukaryota; Metazoa; Cnidaria; Hydrozoa; Anthoathecata; Hydridae. Gene Ontology annotation, biological process: potassium ion transmembrane transport. Gene Ontology annotation, cellular component: membrane; voltage-gated potassium channel complex. The record is from RefSeq and is a predicted model, not a curated record. Gene Ontology annotation, molecular function: voltage-gated potassium channel activity.
GAUCUCCUAUAAGUAAAAAAUUCGCUAGACUUUAAUAUGUAAAAAAAUCCGUGUUGUUUAUUUAUUUAAAAAAAAAAAAAAUUUCUGAAGCUUUUAAAUCGUAUGAAAAUCGUGUUUCUACAAGUUUGUUAAACGUUGUUUUGAAUUUAAGACUUGUAAUGUACUUGCAUAAAUUUCGAUUGAAAGUGUUUUAUUUUAUGGAAAGACCUUCUUCAAGGUAUGCAGUGUUGUAUCACACACUUGUGCUAUUGUCAAUCAUGUGCAACGCUUUAAUUGGAAUUAUAUCAACAAUCGAUGUAUAUGAAAAAAGUACCACUGUUCAAAUGCUUUUUUGGAAAUAUGAAAUUUUUAUGCUAGCUAUCUUUGUGGCUGAGUUAGCUGUUCGUCUUAUUGUUUGCGGCGUUAUUUCAAACUACAGCGGUUUUAUUGGUAGACUUGUUUUCAUGAAAAAUAUUUAUAUGCUCGCAGACAUAUUUAUAAUUUUGUCGACAAUUACUUCCGUCGUAAUAAAAUCAAACGAUGCUUCGUUAGAUUUAUUAAGGUUCAGCAAAUUUUUUCAAUGUUUUCAAAUGUUUAGAAUUCUUAGGUUAGAUCGCCGAAGAGGAGAUAUACUAACAAUGUUAAACAUAUUGCGAGAACAUAAAAAAGAACUUUUAUCAAGUUACUUUGUGUGUCUGAACAUACUACUGUUUGGAUCUUACAUUAUUUACGCGGUAGAGAAAACACACAACCAAAGUUCAGAAAAUCAAAUAGACAACAUGGCCAAUGGAUUGUACUGGGGAGUAAUAACGUUUACGUCAGUCGGCUAUGGUGAUUAUUUACCCAAAACAUGGGCGGGAAAGAUUCUAACGGGAUUUUUAUCGGCUUUUGGUUGUGCGUUUUUUUCAUUACCGGCCGGAAUUAUUGGUUCUGGUCUAGCAAUACACGUAUCAAGGCAAAAAAGAGAGCAACGAAGUAUGGAAAUAAAACAUCCUGCUUGCAUUGUUAUCCAAACUGCCUGGAGAAUUUAUGCAAUUAACAACAACUUAAAAAGCAUAAAAAUUCAGGUUUUUUCACAUAUUUUGUGCGAAAAUAAGAUGGUAGAUGAUGCGUUUAAACAAAAAAUUCCUAAUUUUAUAAAUGAAAAGAAGCCACGAAGCUCUACUGAUCCCUUAAGGCACGAAAAAUAUUCAAAUGAAAGAAACUUGUUUAAAAAACAUAAAAACACAAAUAACUUGAUAAUUUUAGAAGAAUUUCUUGAAAACAGUUGUUUUUCUACAGUCGCAGAUAACUUUGUAAAAAAAAAUGAAAUAACAAGACAAUACAAAAUUGCAAUAAAAUUUAUAACCUUAACAAAGUUUUUUGUAGCCAUUAAAAAUUUCAAAAUUAGCAACUCUCCUUACGUAAAUGUUGAAGAUUUCCUGGAAAAAAGUAACCGUCAAUUGACAGAUUCAGCACGACUAUUAAAAGAGUUGAACCGUAAAUUCGACGAAAUCAACAAAUUACACAUAAAAGUUGAUGUGUUAAUCGAGGAAAUGAAAAGUUUUAAAAAAACUUUCAUUGAAAUCAAAAAAGAGUCAAAAUAAUAAGAAACAAAAUAAAAAAGGUUUAUACAAAAAUAAAAAGGUUUAUUGUAUGAUAUACUUUUCUCCUGUUAACUGUUACAGUCUUUGAAAAUGAAAAUAUAUCAAAGAAAAACUUGGUUAAAAUAAACUGAAAUUUAAAAAAAGUUUUGGGAAAAGUUUCAACAGCUCCUUCAUUAGAACAAGUUAAUUUUGGAAUUAUAUUAUGCGUAUAUAUUUAUUUAGUUAAA